Messenger RNA from Echinostoma caproni, 765 nucleotides. Lineage: Eukaryota; Metazoa; Platyhelminthes; Trematoda; Plagiorchiida; Echinostomatidae. The record is from the annotation of a GenBank genome assembly.
AUUGAACUCCAUAGGAAACGUCAUGGAUAUAGAUUCGACUAUUUUGAGAGAAAGCGAAAAAAGGAGGCUCGUGAGCCGCACGAACGCAGUGCGAAGGCGCGUAAGCUCAGGGGUCUGAAGGCGAAAUUAGCGAACAAAGAAAGAUUCAAGGAGAAAGUUCAAAUGAAGAAGACAUUGCGAAUGCAUGAGCUGAAGAAAACCAAUCAGAAGGCAGGUGAAGCUGGUGGACCUGGGGAGAAGCCAGCAUAUCUUCUCGAUCGAGAUGAACAGAUUUCUGCCAAAGUGCUUUCAAACACUGUAAAACAGAAGAGAGCCGAAAAAGCGGGCAAAUGGGAGGUACCUUUACCCAAAGUUCGCAGCAUCUCCGAGGCCGAGGCUUUCAAAGUGGUUCGAACGGGCAAAUCCAAACGCAAAGCUUGGAAGCGAAUGGUCACAAAAAUGUGUUUUGUGGGUGAUACAUUCACGCGGAAACCACCCAAGUUUGAGCGGUUCAUACGACCCAUGGGGCUCCGUGUGCGCAAAGCAAAUGUCACACACCCGGAGUUGAAAGCCACUUUUCAGCUGCCCAUUAUCGGAGUAAAGAAAAACCCCAGCUCCCCAAUGUAUACAUCCUUGGGUGUGGUCACAAAGGGUACCAUCAUUGAGGUGAAUGUGAGCGAUUUGGGUCUGGUUACCCCCGGUGGCAAAGUGGUUUGGGGCAAAUACGCACAGGUCACAAACAAUCCGGAGAAUGAAGGUUGUGUGAACGCCGUGCUCAUUGUCUAA